Messenger RNA from Fimicolochytrium jonesii, 1658 nucleotides. RefSeq lists its product as uncharacterized. Lineage: Eukaryota; Fungi; Chytridiomycota; Chytridiomycetes; Spizellomycetales; Powellomycetaceae. The transcript has 2 exons. Bases 395 to 1237 code for a protein of 280 amino acids. Gene Ontology annotation, molecular function: oxidoreductase activity, acting on the CH-OH group of donors, NAD or NADP as acceptor. The record is from RefSeq and is a predicted model, not a curated record.
CUUCUCUUUGUCGUGGGAUGUUCAUUCAAGACUGAGUCUGAAUUGAACGAGUACGCCUGGCCAUGAUGUCGGUGCAGUCUCUGCGAAAAUGGAUCAAGACAAGUGGGCUAGUUACUUAGUUAGUUAGUGUCUGUUCCACCCGUGUGUGCAGGUGCACGUAAAAUACCCUAGCAUGUUGACCCCACACAGUGCCGAGGGGCAUGGGUCAGACGGCUUCUACAAGUCGUCACGCGAUUAUACACGUAAUUAUAUACAAAGUGUAAAAUACUGUACCUCUACCUCUAUCUAGUAACUCCCUGCCCCGCUGCGACAAGUACCUCUCCUUUAAAAGAGGGACUCCCUCAUAAUACAAAACUCAGAUCUAUACAGCACGCAGCAUACGGGAUUCGCAACCAUGACGACAAGCCCGAACGCCCCAGAUCUCACUGGAAAGCUUGCUUUGGUCACUGGCUCAUCCAGGGGCAUUGGCAAAGCUAUCGCUAUUCUUCUCGCAGGACGGGGCGCCGACAUCGUCCUCAACUACAGCAGCGAUAGCCCGCCAACGGAUGUCCAAGAAGCCAUCGAAAAGCUGGGCAGGGCGUGCACGACGGUCAAAGCAGAUAUGGGCAAGCCCGACCAGAUUAUCCAGAUGGUGGAGGAGGUCAAGAAGUUCGCCGCCGAGAUGGCAGGUGUAGCAUCGAAGCAUUCAACCGGAUCAGAAGCCCAAGCGCGACCCGAACCUCGCAUUGACAUCCUGGUCAACAACGCUGCAAUCGCUCCCCCUUCCUCCCCCAUAACGAAACUCCGCGUCGCAGACUAUGAUCGCGCGAUGGACAUCAACGCUCGCGGGCCGCUCAUCCUCGUUCAGGCUCUGUAUCCCUACAUCAACGACGGCGGCCGCAUCAUCAACAUCGGGUCGGUCAGUUCCCGGCUUCAAAAUCCGCGAGGUGACAGCAUCUACGGAGGGUCCAAAGCGCUUCUCGAUUUCUUCACCCGUGCGUGGGCUGCGGAGUUUGCUAGCAGGAACAUCACCGUCAACGCUGUACUGCCCGGCGCGACGUCCACCGAUAUGCUCUAUGAGGCGAACGCCCAGCACGGUACUAAGGAGGAGCUCAACGCCAUGUUUGCAAAACAAACGCCAAUGGGCCGUGUUGGAGAUCCCGACGAUGUUGCGCAGGUGGUUGCUUGGCUCAGUAGUGAGUCUGCAAGAUGGGUCACAGGGCAACAUAUCAUGGCGAGUGGAGGGCUCGGUGUGUAGGCAAGUCGUUUCCAAGUGGUGUCAGUAAAUAGUGUAUAUGUAGGGUCUAUGGCUUAAUCAGAAGGAGGCGCACGCGGGAGGAGGCUAUCUGUAAUCACAUUCCUAGACGAAUCCUUACUUUACAUAUAUGUACAAAUCCAGAUUUACUGGGCGCAGAAGGUGUCCGGAGGCCCUCCUCAACGUCCACAAUACAAUCACCUAAGAAAGAGGCGACGUCGCGAAUCCACAACGAUGUAGCGCGGCGUGUCUCACGUGAAACCGGGGAUCUCCGUUCGCGGCCGCUUCAUUGCAGGAGCGAAGCGUUGACCCGAUCCAUUCUCCGCCUGCAUAUGCUGAGGGUGCAUGGUAUUUUGGACUGCUGAUCCAGGCGCGGACCCGCUAUGUUGAGCGAACCCUGAUCCAUUCGGCCUGAGGACAACCG